CCAUAAGACAGAAAAGAAGAAGAAAUAGGGGGCAGCAUUGCGACCACAGCGCGCAGUCCUUUUCAACACCCCAAAUCAAUAGAAGUAGAGAAGGGAAAGAAACAGGAAGGAGACGAGAACGGAGCCACAAUGACUGCGACCAGGAGGUUAAACAAGGAACUCGCCGAUAUCCGUAAUUCUGGGGUGAAAUUUUUCCGCAUCAUUCACGUAGAUGAAUCAGAUAUCUUCACCUGGCAAGGGCUCCUUGUUCCUGAUUCCCCUCCAUAUGACAAAGGAGCAUUUAAAAUUGAAAUCAUUUACCCUGUUGAGUACCCUUUUAAGCCACCCAAGAUCACCUUCAAGACGAAAAUCUACCAUCCCAACGUGGAUGAAAAAGGUCAAGUCUGCCUGCCCAUCAUCAAUGUGGAUAACUGGAAGCCAGCCACAAAAACAUGUCAAGUGAUCCAGAAUCUCAUCGCUCUGGUGAACAGUCCUGAACCUGAACAUCCCUUAAGGGCAGACCUGGCUGAGGAAUACACAAAGGACCCUGGCAAAUUUAUGAAAAAUGCAGAGGAAUUUACGAGAAAACACAGUGAAAAGCGACCCGUGGACUAAGGACACCACACUGACACUCAAGGCCCCUGGCCUCCUUUUUGGUUUCUGUUCAAAGUUCACCCUGAAUCGCUGCUCUUGUCUUUUAAACUACAUUGAUGCCCUGAUUUUGCAUUUUUGCAUUGUUAUAGAACUGCAACAGUUCUCUGAUAGAGAACUUGUGUUUCUGUUUUACUUUGCCAAAAAAAAGGGGAGGAAAAAAAAAAAGCAAAAAAAAAAAAAUGUUCUUUUUAGAAAAGACCUAAUUAGUCAGAGGUCGUGUCUGUGGACUGUACUGUAUAACGAAGGAAAUAGUCAAAUUGUUUUUCUGCUUACUCCAUUGCUCAAUGUCUCUUCAGAGUAAACAUCAAUAAAUGCAAAUGUUUGAAGAUCUUAA
Messenger RNA from Cynoglossus semilaevis (tongue sole), 967 nucleotides. RefSeq names its product ubiquitin-conjugating enzyme E2L 3a (gene ube2l3a). The record is from RefSeq and is a predicted model, not a curated record. Lineage: Eukaryota; Metazoa; Chordata; Actinopteri; Pleuronectiformes; Cynoglossidae. Bases 130 to 594 code for a protein of 154 amino acids. The transcript has 4 exons.